Messenger RNA from Annulohypoxylon maeteangense, 2657 nucleotides. Its product is annotated as VRR-NUC domain-containing protein. Lineage: Eukaryota; Fungi; Ascomycota; Sordariomycetes; Xylariales; Hypoxylaceae. The record is from RefSeq and is a predicted model, not a curated record. Gene Ontology annotation, cellular component: nucleus. Bases 57 to 2657 code for a protein of 866 amino acids. The transcript is spliced from 2 exons. Gene Ontology annotation, molecular function: 5'-flap endonuclease activity; 5'-3' exonuclease activity; flap-structured DNA binding. Gene Ontology annotation, biological process: interstrand cross-link repair.
GUCAUUGAUAUGUUUAUUUCGGCCACAAUGGCUUCUGCUUGAUAUGCACGAUAAUAAUGGACUCUUUUGUCAAGAGAUUAAAUCCAUCUAAUGCCGGAAAAUCCCAGUCUAAUGACAAGCAUAGCCGGUCAUUAAAUGAGCCUCCUACUAAAAGAGCUAAAAGAGAGGAGGUUUGCGAUAGCGAUGAGGAUUCAGACCAGGCCAUUGAACCUAGCAGUCCACCAUUGAAGCCGUUGCCAGGUUUCCGAAGAAAAGAUACUGCGGCUUUGGGUGCCGAUGAUGAUGACGAUGCGUCGCAAAAUUCGGAGGCAGAGGUCGUUCCAUUUCGGCAAACCGCCAUUGAGACCUCACUUCCUGAGGUUAAGUCAGGAAAAGAAGCGCUCGAGGAAUAUGAAAAUUUCAGAGCUUCGCAAAAUGAAGACGAUGAUGCAACCGCCGCGUCAAGACUUGAUUCAAGGAAAUGGGUGAGAGGUAAAACAUCUCUCUACGUUGAUGCCUUUAACCUCGCUCUCAAUACAGUACUUGACGAGGAGUCUCAUCUAUUUGGCGAGGAAGAAAUAUACAUUUUUAACCAAUGGAAUACUCUAAGUUUCGAAGCUCAAUUCCUGUAUGUGCGGCUAUUUCUAAGGAAAACAGCGUCGUGGCAUCGUAUAGCCCGUCUGCGCUAUCACGACGAUAUCACAGACAUCAAAGCAGCUGUUGAUGAGUUACAGAAGGGUCGGGAUCUGCCACCAACUUCUUCUGGCUCUCCACCCACCCCGGAACCAGUAGAACCGAUACCUCCAUCCCUAGAUCGAGACCCAUGCAUAUUCAAUGGGAGUUUUGCAUUUGCAGACAUGUCCGAACAAUUCAUCACAAGUGUAGAAGAGGCUAUAUCACUUCUCAAUCUAGACGAGAUCAAAGCCUUGGCCAAAGAGGCAAAAGUCCAAGGCAAGAAUAAAACGGAGCUCGCAAAAUCCAUUUGUAAGAUGAGCACUCAACAGGCUGGUCUCUUCUCAUUAGGCCUACGACGCUCUAGCACUAAGGGUUCUGUAGACUCUCCAGACAGAAAUACGCCCGAGACAGAAUCCCCAGGCCCAGUGGGUCUUAGCGAAAACUCCAAUAGAAGAAAGCAUUUUCUUGAGAAAAUCUUGGCUAUAGCCGGCUCUUGUAUAAGGCUCUCCUUACCUGUUUUUAAAUUGUUCGAAAGAGUUCACCUGGUUUUCUACAGGUCCACUGAAUGGACGGAGAAGUCUCUAACAACGAUCAUACUUGCGAAGAUAUCGAAGCGUAAUUUUCCGAAAUACAUCGUCAGCAGGUCUACCAACAUCUUCGCAACUAGAGCUCAACUGUUAGAGUUCGAAACGGCCAUGAGGACUGAAUUUACUGUCGACAGCAUACUAGAAUUUAAUGGCCCCGUUAGAGAAACAGAUUUUCGAAAAGUCAUUGCGACAUUCGAAGAGAUAUAUCCAAGGUGGAAAGCGUUGGUGAGGGAAGAACAGGAAAAGGAAGAGAGGGUUUACGAAUCCGGGGAGGGGGCUUAUCUAAGGCGACUCAACCCUGCCCAUCCGUACACUCGAAUCGUCCAUAAAGCCGCGCAUGUCUUUGGUCGACUGAAAGAAUAUCGACGGGAACGUGAAUUGCUGAUUGAGUUACUUGAUCAACGUCUUUUUCACUUAGCCCGACGGGGCUCAUGGUACCAACGGAAGGCCCUUUUAGAAGAGCAUUACAUGUGUACUUCGGAACCCGACCCCUCCUACAAAGAUCCAGAGUUGCAGAAGAAACAUUGGAAGCGAAUCGCAGUGACAACUUGCGAGACCGCCCUAGAGGAUCGAGACUGUCAUCUGAUUUAUCAUUACGAUAUACAGAAGCGUUUAGUCAAGCUUGAGAAGCAGCUUAAGAUUCCGAAGCGCUUGCAACAUGACUUCGGCCAUGUACGAUUGCAAAAGCCUGAAGAACAUAGUGCCGAGGGUAUUCAAAUCAAGAGAGAUGAUAUCGUAGGUAAAAAUGGACGAGAGGCGAGCACGAAGACUAUAUGGGUGGACGAGGCUGAGGACGACGGCAACGGCAACGGCGAAUGUAGCGUGGAAGCCAUGUGUCUAAGCUCGUAUAGAAGCCAAGGCUGGAAGGGCUAUCACGCGGAGGGAGGUAUCAUUAGGACCCUCUUCGCAUACCUAUUCUUCGACAUUCUUUUCCUCUACAUACCCAAUGUGUUCCAGACUGCAUACCAAACAUGCCCGCUAGACUUGCACACGGAUGCCUUCUACCCGACUCGAGCGUCUGAGAUCAACCAUCGACUUGUCGAGAUUGCGAAUGGUGGGGCGGCGGCGUUAAUCGAGGAGGUUGACCUGCGAGAGCGCAAUAGUCGUACCUGUGUUGUCGGCCUCAACUGGGACUAUGAGUUAGAUGAUCUUUUGGAACUAGCAAGCUGCUUUGAUGGCGCGGCGCUAGCCGCCAUAUGCAAGGUCAUGGCACAGGAAUACGGUCAGAGAGGCGGCGGUAUACCAGAUCUAAUCCUCUGGAGAACAGAACCGAAUCGGGAAGUGAUGUUUUCCGAGGUGAAGAGUGCCAACGACCGCCUUAGCGAUACGCAAAGACUCUGGAUUCACGUACUCACCGGGGCUGGAGUGAAAGUGGCUCUAUGCAAUGCAGUAGCGAAAGAAAUCAAGGAAAUUUGA